Gastrolobium bilobum is the source of this 3207-nucleotide messenger RNA. RefSeq names its product WPP domain-associated protein. The record is from RefSeq and is a predicted model, not a curated record. The transcript has 5 exons. The coding region runs from base 1 to 3207 and encodes 1068 amino acids. Lineage: Eukaryota; Viridiplantae; Streptophyta; Magnoliopsida; Fabales; Fabaceae.
AUGGUUAUUAUUGAUAGACUUACAAAGUCUGCUCAUAUUAUGCCAGUGAAAGUGACUUUUGCUACAGAGCAGUUGGCUCGACUCUAUAUGAAGGAGAUUGUGAGACUUCAUGGGGUGUUUGAGAGCAUUGUGAGCGAUCGGGACCCGAUUAAUCCCUCUUGUUAUUCCACCAUUGCUUUUAUGGAAGUAAUGGUUGAUGAAUGGAUGAUUGAGUGGUAUUUUCCAACUGGCUCGGUGUUCUGUAUUUAUCUUGGAGAAAUGGAUGAGACUUUUGGAUAUAUGGAUGGCAGAUUUGAAGUAUCUUUGGCAGAUUCCACCAUGAUGUGGAUCGUGCACUAUGCAAUGAACAGAGCUCAAGAGAAGAUGAAGACAAAAACCGGAGUCAUUGAACGCUUGAAUGAGAUAUCAAAAUUCUAUGAGUUGGCAGUGAUGCAACUUGAAGGUUGUCUAAGCAUUGUUCACGCAGAGACUGAAAGCAGCUAUCUUGAAAGCAAUCAUGAAGAGGUACUAAAUGACUUGAGAGAAAUAAAAGAUCGCCUUCAAGGGCGUCUUAAGGAAUCUGAAUUAGCUAUAUUAGAGAAGGAUAGAGAGUUGACCCAGAGAUUGGAAAACGAGUUGAAGCUCAGACAUGCUUUAAAGUUGAAAGAAAGAGAAUUUGUUUCCUUGAAUGUCGGCCAUGGGAUUGAAACAAGUAGUCACAAUGCUGAGAAUGACCAAACAAGAAGAAAUGAGCAUGGCGAUGGUGAUUUUUGUGAGCUGAGAACUAGUGUGGAUCAGCAAAUGCUGAAUAUCAAACAAAGACUUGAACCACAACAUGACGUGUUAAAUGAGGUACCACAUAAUGGCAUUGACAGGAAAAAGGUUGAAGAGAUGGGUUCCGACAUAGACAUACUAAAGCAGACUAUGGAUCUUGCAUUUGGGAAGAUGCAAAGUGCCCUUUUCUUGUGUGAGAUGCGACCCAAAGAGAGACAAUGGAAGUUGACAAUUGAAAAAGAUAUAAUGUCUAUAUUAAUUAGAAGUUUCAUGAGGGAUUUCCAAGAGAAUAUUAAAUCAGAAGUGAGAAGGGAUGAGAACCAGGUUCUCAAAUGCUGGCAGGAUCAUUGGCAACAACUGAUGAAUGAGGUUACAAUUUUACAGCAUGAACUUUCCACUUUGCACGAAACAUGUCCUGAGGAUUCUGACUGUUCGGCACUUUCUUCUCCAACAAAGGCUUCACCACAAGAAGGAGGUCAUGAGAUACCUAACAGGUCCCCUCAAAAGGUGGAAGAGAUGAAUAAGGAGGAAAUGCCACCAAAAGAGGAAGACAAUGAAGAUGAAAGCAACUAUGUUGCUAAGUUGAUAAAGAGUCAUGAGUCUAUUAUACGCAAAAAGAAUGAAGAACUGAAUUGGAGUAAGCAUGGAGUAUCACAAGAAAGUAAGGCCCCAUCCUCCAAGAUAAGAAAGCAACUAAAUAUCCUGAAAGAAAGAAUCCGUGCUGUUAAUGAAAGAAUGGACAAUCUUACAGAUUGGAUUGCUAAACUGAGAGAACUUCUUUUCACCCAAAGAGUUCUUAAUGUCAAGGAAACGCUUCCUUUGACGAAGUUAUCAGAAGUAUACGAGAUUGAUACUGUGGUGAAGGAUGUUGAUACUGGGGGAAGUGCUGGGGAGAAGGUAAAAGGUGUCUCUGAUGCAGGAAAUGAAGUACAGGAGGCAAUAAGGUUGUUAAAUGUACAAAAGAAGUAUAACACACAGAAAAAUUUCAUAUCAGAAAACAAGCAUGGUUUUAUAGAUGGUCUGGUAGUAGAAUUUGACAGUAAACCCUACAAUUUUGAUUCAGAGAAGCUAAUACAGGAGCAUGUAUAUAAAUACUGCUUAAGGGAAAUAAUCAAUGAGUGGAAUGAGAGCACUGAAAGAAAUACCAUUGAAAGCAAAAUUAGAGACGACAUAAAUUUGAUUGUCUUAUCUGAAGCAGUUAAGGAUAUCAGUUCGAAUCAAGAAUUUGCCUUAAUCGAGUGUAAGGGUGGUGAAACUGAGGAACGUUGUUUACAAUGCUCGACAUCUUGUAACCAAGUCGAUGAAAUAGAGAGCAAAGAAAGUACAAUAAGAGAUCAUGUUCACGAUAUUGUUUUUUCCGAAACAUUGAAAACUUUUGUUAAUAGUGCAAGUUCUGCUUCAAUAGAGCAAAGACAGAGCAGUGUUCAGGAUAAUUUUCUUGAUCAGCUGCAGUUUACAAUCACAGAAAUUCUUCUGAAGGAAGAUGUCUAUAUGGUUGUAUUCAAAGCUACACUUAAGGAAUGGAAAUUGGAGUUAGACAACUACUACAUGGAGAACUUCAUCAGAGAGAAGAUACACCGAGUUAUCAUGGUUGAGACAUUGAAUAAAGCAUUUCUCUCACCCAUGGAAGUCAAAUCACCGGUUCAAGACAAUACUAUAGAAGAUAAUUACUCUCCUAAGACGUUAAAUCCAGUUCAGAAAGUUCAGGGACACAAGAACUUGACCAUUAUAUUGUUAGAGUCUCUACUUGGUUGUUUUGAAGCAGAGGAGAAUUUGAUGCUAAGUGCACAGUCUGAGAUCAAGGAACACAGCAAGCAACUCGACUUGGGUUCAGAACGUGGGGACCUGCAUGAGCAUGAAAUAUUUGAAGAUUUGAUAACCGGGGAAGAACAGACUUUUUCUUCACUAACCAAUAAGGUAGAAAAAGUCUUGCAACAAUUAGGUACAAGCAAGGCACUUCUACGGGAGUUAGGCACCAGCUUAGGGCAUAGUCUUCGUGACUCAGAAAGUUUUCAUUUUCAAAUGUCCUCUAAUGAAGAAGGGCAAUUGAAGCUGUCUUCUUCUAUUUUCUUCUUUCUUUUAAAUCUUUCACCAACAUUUACAGAAUUUGAGGGAAUGGUAGGCCAUAAAUUUGAGAUGAUGACUAUGAGGUUGGAAAAGAUGAAAUGUUGUUUGGAUCCAGUUAUUGAGUUGGUCGAUAGCUUGAGAAGCAAGGAAUUAAUUUACCAGAAGGCCUUUAUUAGAAGGUGCCAGAAUCUCGAAAAAGCUGAAGCUGAGGUUGAUCUUCUCGGUGAUCAAGUGGAUGCACUUUUAACGUUGCUUGAGAAGAUAUAUGUAACCCUUCAUCAGCGUGCACCAGCUUUGCAGCAGUACUUUGAGGUCUCUAACAUUUUGGAGUUAAUAAAAUCAGAACUGAUUAUUGGAGGUGUUCAGAAUGCCAGAGUAGUGACUUAA